This is a messenger RNA of Penicillium brasilianum, 2820 nucleotides long. The record is from the annotation of a GenBank genome assembly. Lineage: Eukaryota; Fungi; Ascomycota; Eurotiomycetes; Eurotiales; Aspergillaceae.
AUGAAUGAGCAUCCUACAGCCCUCGACGCAUCGUCUAUUCUCUCGAGUUUCAUCAAACAACUCUGUGAAAUCCUGCAGCGGAUGUCCAGGCCUUAUCCAGAAGAUGUUGCAAGAGAGAUUAGGAAAUUCUUUGGACACAACAGGGUCAAGGCAGACUUUGACGACCUGAAGGAUAUUUUUACCUACUUUUUCCCUCACGUCUCGAAUACGAUUUAUGUCGUUGAUGGAAUUGAUGCUCUGGAUCGGGAACAUGCCAAAUUUCUUCUAGAAAUUUUCAGGUCACUAUUCGUCAACUCUGGGGCUCAGCAAGGAUCGCGAAUUUUGUUGCUAAGCAGGGACCAGGUUCCAGGAUACAUAAACAUCAAUACGUUCAUGCCUGGAAUCCGACAGAUCUCGACAGCAACUAACGUCAUGGAGGACAUUGAAACUUACAUCGAUUCAAGCAUCACUGAUAAGACUAUGUGCCGAAAAAUUACAGAUGAUUCUUCACUACUGAAAGAGAUUCGGCAAAGGCUUCUGGCAGAGUCUUCAGGAAUGUUUCUAUGGGUGUAUCUUCAGUUGGAGAUUCUUUGGGACACAUGCUACACAGAUGGAGAGAUACGGUCCGCAUUAGUUUCGCUACCAAAGGGGCUUGAAGGCACAUAUGGCCGUUGUAUUGAGAGGAUUAAUCGCAAGGACAGUCGUGUUCUCAAAGUACUCAAGUGGGUUAGCUUUGCGACCAGUCCACUUCAUAUAGAGGAAUUGCGAGAGGCGGUUGCCUUUGACCUAGAGGACACUGCGUGGAAAACCGAAAAAAUCCCGCGGACGGAAUUUGUUAUUGGAUGCUGUGCAAAUCUUGUUGUCCUGGAUUCCACUGACAAUUGUGUGUGCUUUGCACAUUCCUCGGUCAAACAAUAUCUCGAGAAAUGUCGAGAGAGCAACACGAUCCAAGGAUAUCCGACUAGGGCACAGGGCGAUCUAGAGUGUGGAGAGUUCUGUGUUACUUAUCUUUCUUUCUCGGACUUCAGUCUUCAACUAAGCACACGAAGGAAGGAAGAAGUCGCGGUUGCUGUCCCACCUCCGCUUUUACUCGCGCAAGAAACUUUACCUGGACUAUUCCCCAGGCGCUUCUUACAAAAGCCCCGAGAUCAGAAGCGUUCCGUUUCCGUGCAAUUCCGUGAGAUACGCACAGCGUCCACGCCAGAUAGGACACGGUACAGAUUUAUCGAUUACGCUGUUAAAAACUGGGCCUUGCAAACCAAACAGAUACCUCGUACGUCACAAGUCUGGGAGAAGUUUGAACGGCUCGCAACGUGUUUCAACGAGACCUGGAAUUUCCACCCUUGGAUAUCUGGCGGCCGUUCGGCAUCCUCCCGUCUCCACAGUCUCUUUGGAUGGGCCGUGACAGAGCGACAUGAGCCUCUUUUAUCAAUUGCGCAGGCCGCGUUACCCGAGUUAAAACGCGUGUGUGAUCUUCCAGUCAUCGGUGAAAGCCUUCCUGCGCUUCAUGUUGCGGCAAAACUUGGGAAUACAGCAAUAUUCAAGAUUCUGCUGAAUGUCUGCAAAGUAGAUGUGCCAGAUCUAGAAGGAUUCACUCCUUUGCAUCAUGCAGCGAGCAGAGGUCAUCUUGAAAUCUGCCAAUUACUUCUAAGCACAAAGAAGAUGAAAAUGAACGCCCGAUCAAAAUCCCAAUGCACACCACUCUGGCUGGCGGCGAGUAACGGACAUGAGGAGGUCGUUUCUUUCCUCAUAGAGAAGCAAGCAGAUAUCAUGGACAGUGCCACUUUUGCCCAUCAGGUACCGAUAUCACGGGCUGCCGAGAAGGGCCAUGAGGCAGUGGUUAAAUUGCUGCUUGAGAAGGGUGCUGAUCUUGAGGCGAGGGAUAGGCAAUGGGGCCAGACACCACUUUUAUGGGCUGCCGAGAACGGCCAUGAGGCAGUGGUGAAAGCACUGCUUGAUAAAGGUGCUGACCUUGAAGCUAAGGAUGAGCACUGGGGUCGGACAGCGCUUUCAUGGGCCGCCGGAAACGGCCACGGGGUAGUGGUGGAAAUGCUGCUUGGGAAAGGUGCUGACCUUGAGGUUAAGGAUAAAGAAUGGGGUCGUACACCGCUCUCAUGGGCUGCCGAGAAUGGCCAUGAAGCAGUGGUGAAAGUGCUGCUGGAUGAGGGUGCUGAUAUUGAGGCCAAAGAUAAGGAUUUUGGCCGGACACCACUUUCGCUCGCUGCCAUGCAUGGUCAUCCGGUAGUGGUGAGAGUGCUGCUUAAAAAGGGCGCUGAAAUUGAGGCUAAGGAUGGUUUUGGCCAGACACCACUUUCAAAUGCUGCUGGAAGGGGCCAAGACACCGUGGUGAAAGUGCUACUUGAAGAAGGUGCUGAUAUUGAGGCUAAGGAUGAGGAUCGUGGUCGGACACCACUCUCUGAGGCUGCCAAGGCGGGCCAUGACGCAGUGGUGAAAGUUCUGCUUGAAGAAGGUGCCUAUCUUGAGCCUAAGGAUAAUGCUUUUGGCCGAACACCACUCUCUGAGGCUGCUGCGAGGGGUAAUGAGGCAACGGUGAAAUUGCUGCUUGAGAAGGGUGCUGAUAUUGAGGCGAGGGAUAAGCGAUGGGGCAAGACACCACUCUUACAAGCUGCCGGGAGUGGCAGCGAAGCAGUGGUGAGAGUGUUGCUGGAGAAGGGUGCUGAUAUUGAAGCCAAGGACAUGGAAUUUGGUCGGACACCACUCUCAUGGGCUGCUGAGAAUGGCUGGGAGGGCGUGGCGAAAGUGCUACUUGAGAAGGGCGCUGAUCCAGGAUUAGCAUUCCAAGUCCAUAUAGACAAUCCAAAACAGCAUAUGGGGGGAUAA